Molecule: messenger RNA, 1530 nt
Organism: Brassica napus (rape)
Lineage: Eukaryota; Viridiplantae; Streptophyta; Magnoliopsida; Brassicales; Brassicaceae
Exons: 3
Coding region: 1-1530 (509 amino acids)
Source: RefSeq, a predicted model, not a curated record
AUGCUAAAAGUGGACCUCCGUAAGGCUUUUGACUCCAUAAGGUGGGAUUUCAUCCUCAGCACACUUAGAGCCAUCCAUUUUCGUGAAGUCUUUGUUAAGUGGAUUGAGGAAUGCAUAACAACACCAACCUUCUCUAUCACGGUGAAUGGAGCAUCUGGAGGCUAUUUUAAAAGUAGACAGGGACUGCGGCAAAGUGAUCCACUGUCACCCUACCUCUUUGUUUUGGCAAUGGAGGUUUUUUCAAGUCUGCUAGCUUCAAGAUUUGAUCUGGGCUACAUCGCUUAUCAUCCAAAUACUUCAGAGCUUCAACUCUCACACUUAAUGUUCGCUGAUGAUGUGAUGAUCUUCUUUGACGGUGGUGCGGCUUCCCUCCACGCCAUCUCUGAAACGCUUGAUGAUUUUGCGGGGUGGUCUGGACUCAAUGUAAACAGGUAUAAAUCAGAGCUAUUCUUGGCUGGACUGACUCCUCAAGAGACAGAGGAAACAGCAAGGUAUGAGUAUCCUAUUGGAACACUUCCUACUAGAUACUUGGGGUUGCCUCUUAUGCAUAGAAAGCUUAGGAUAUCGGAAUAUGAUCCUUUGCUAAAUAAACUUGCUGGAACUUUUAGAGCUUGGGCUGUGAAAAUGCUGAGUUAUGCAGGGAGGUUGCAUCUUCUGUCCUCUGUUAUCAAUGGGACAGUUAUAUUCUGGAUGUCAGCAUUCAUCUUACCCAAGGGCUGUGUGAAAAAGCUUGAAUCUAUAUAUUGGCACAAGCACCACCACUUGCGCAAUAUCAGCUUCUGGGCCGUUGAAUCAAAAACCGCAGAUUCUGCUUCUUGGAAAUCGAUUCUGUCCCUAAGACCCUUGGCUGAACAGUUUCUGAAAUGCAAAGUAAACAAUGGAGCCAAUGCCUAUUUCUGGUACGACAACUGGACUCUCCUUGGCAGCCUCAUCAAUUUCCUAGGUCCAACUGGCCCGAGAGACCUUCGCUUGCCUAUCUCAGCCUCGGUGCGUCAAGCCUCAAACCCUACAGGGUGGCGGCUACCUCACCCUCGCUCUGACAACGCCCUGGCUCUUCAUGCGCACCUAACAACAGUCAUAGCGCCUCACCAGCAGACCCAAUUUGACUCCUUCCAUUGGAUCGUUGAUAAUAAAGACUGCAAAGGUUUCUCCUCAUCAAAGACUUGGGAAGCAAUCAGACCGAGAUUAGCCAAAGAGUUGGGCAACCCAGCUUGUAGCCUCUGUAACUCACACGAUGAAUCUCGAGACCACCUGUUCCUCAUUUGUAGCUAUGCAAACUCUCUGUGGCAGAUGGUUUUCUCGCGUCUUGGUCCUCAACGUCGUCUCUUCGUCACUUGGAACGAACUUCUGUCUUGGACCAGAUUGUCAACUUCUUCAGCGCCAUCUACUCUUAGAAAGGUAGCUACUCACUCACUCAUCUACAACGUUUGGAGACAACGCAACGAGGCGGUUCAUCGAGGCGGCUUUGCAACAUUGCAGACAACAUUCAAGACCAUUGACAGGGACAUCCGCAACACCAUCACUGCAUGA